Prorocentrum cordatum is the source of this 819-nucleotide messenger RNA. Lineage: Eukaryota; Dinophyceae; Prorocentrales; Prorocentraceae. The record is from the annotation of a GenBank genome assembly.
AUGCCCGCCAUCGGCCUCGACGGCAGGCAGGUCGGCUGGGUGGUCGAGGACUGCGAGGUGAUGCUCGCCAUCGGCCUCGACGGCAAGACGUUCGAGUGCGGCGUCGCCUACGAGGACGUCUGCGAGAGCAGGGCCGUCUCCCUGCUCUGCUGGAUGGCGUUGCUGGCGAGCCUCGUCGCUGCUGUCUUCGUGGCGCGCGAGGUGCGUGUACAAUGUAACGUGUUCUGCCUCGGGAGCGAGCGCGGCGUGGUCUUCGACCUCGAGGGCGCCUUCGAGGGCCUCGGUGUGGCAUGCGGUGCCGCAUCGGUGCAGCGAGGCGUAGUCGUGGAGACGGUGGUAAUCAACGUGGUCCACCCUGAGAGCGUGGUCGAGGAGCAGGAGGUGACUCCCCUCGUCGUAGCGGCGGGGCGCGUGCAGAGCGUCGACGAGGAGGGCCAUGAGGUCGCAGGCGUGCUCGGCGACACGGAGGCGGGCGCGUUGGAGCUGCUGCCCAGCGUCCCACCCUUCCCGAAGCUGGUGGCCGUGCAGGUGCAGGUGGGAGGGUUGGCCUGCGAGGCCGUGCCCGUGCAGCUGGGCGUGGGCGCGAGGCAGGUGCUGGAGUCGUCGUUUGUGGAGGCGGAUUGCGACGCUGGCGGGAGAGCCACGGCUGCGGCUGCUGCGUGGUCGUCGCAGUGCUCGUCGUGGGGCUCGCAGCGGUCGCGCUGGGCCGACACCGUGGACGACGCCGACAACGAGGCCUGCGAGGUCGAAGUCGGUGCGUCGACCCUUGGCUUCACCGUCGAGGCGAGCAUCUGGGACAAGGUCUUCCUGGACAGCAAG